Molecule: messenger RNA, 2729 nt
Organism: Bombyx mandarina (wild silkworm)
Lineage: Eukaryota; Metazoa; Arthropoda; Insecta; Lepidoptera; Bombycidae
Product: WD repeat-containing protein l(2)05287
Biological process (GO): ribosome biogenesis; positive regulation of transcription by RNA polymerase I; positive regulation of rRNA processing
Cellular component (GO): nucleolus; small-subunit processome
Molecular function (GO): RNA binding; protein binding
Source: RefSeq, a predicted model, not a curated record
AUGGUCGUUAAAGUAGAUACAGCCAAUAAGCUAAAAUAUUGCCUUAAAAGAAAAGCGGGUAGAAGUAUUAUAGAAAGACGCCCAAUAUUUUCUCCGGACGGCGAAUCAGUGGCAGUAAUAGUAGAAGAUAUAGUGCACGUAUACAAUGUACAAACAUGCGAACUAGUCAGGACCUUAGAAUCUGAAACUCCCAUUGAUGGGUUUGUUGGAAUAGAAUUUCCCCAAAAUGAAGAUUACAAUUUAUAUGGUUGCUCUAAAUCUGGACUGGUCACAAUAUGGACGUGGGACAAAGGAGCAGUUCUCAGAGAUACUCAUCUUCAAAUACCUGCAAAUUUAAUAGUACUGACAUUUGAUUUAAUAAAUGAAAAUGAAUGUUUUAUAACUGGAGCUGGUGGUUCAUACUCAAAAAACAUACACUAUGCAUCAUAUUCAAUAAAAACUGGUGAAUUACUUUGUGAAUACGGAACUCGGAUAUGGAAUACUCAACCUUUGAUAAAGGUUGCUCUCGGUUGGAACAACGAUGACAGAUUUGCUGCAAUCUGUAAUGGAACAAAAUCAUUGUACAUUCAAAGCAUUUACAAUCAGAAUACAUCUGCAAUUUUCUACAAUUUCUCAGAAUAUCGAAUAGUGUCUGUAGCUUGUCACAAAAGUAUCAAUACAUUAGCAGUAACAGACACUCUUGGCCGAGCCACAGUCAUCAGAGGAAAUUUAUAUGACAUUAGGAAUGCAGCAAAAGAAGUGUUUCAUUGGCAUUGCCUGCCACCUAUGGCUUUGUGUUUCUCAAUGCAAGGUAAUUAUUUAUACUCUGGAGGUGUGGAAUCGGUGCUCGUGAAGUGGACCUUGGGUAGCUUGGCAUACAAAGCUGCAGAGAAGUCAUUCCUUCCUCGCCUUCCUGGAUUGGUGCGGUAUAUAACAACAAACAACACACAUAUUGCAAUCACCCUCACAAACAACUCAAUAGUGAUAGCGAAUGCACAAAUGCAUGCUGUUGGCACAAUAGCUGAGUGUGGUGGUGUUUCGCCCACUGCGCGCACUCUCGAACCUGUCCUUAUCUACCAGCACAAGCUUGGAGCUCUACUAAUGCACGGACCGACCGGUCACUUGCAAUUGUAUUCUACAACCUCCAACAAAGUUUUAUAUAAUAUUGACAUCACUGGUCAAAAUCGGAUACAACCUGAGAGGUGGAACCUUAUGCCUUUACAAACCGAAAUUACAUGUGCAUCCCUAAGCCCCAACGGGCAAUGGUUAGUCACAUCGGAAUAUCGAAAUGACGGUUUUAUGUACCCAGAAGAACGGCUAAAAUUCUGGACGAUAAAUCAGAAUAACAAACAAAAAUCACCGUUCUUGAUGAACACCUGCAUAAACCUGUCCCACGGCGGCUGUCGGGUUGUUGCUCUGGCGUUCAGUUAUGAUGGAAAAUUGUGCGUGUCAUCCGGAUUGGAUCAAAAAUUUAGAGUUUGGGAAUUUGACUGUUCGAAUAACAAGAGGGGCAUUUGGGUGUGUUUGACAGCGUGUUACUAUUCAUCGGGCGUGGCUCAGUACUUGUCCCAAGGUAUAUUGAACAAUUUUAAAAUCGGUCACUCCGAGCCCAGCGAUGAUUUCACUCAAUUCCCCUACAUGAAGGAAAUGAGAAAAGAUGACCCGGUAAAAAAGCUGGCAAACUUUCACAACGAAUACACUAUAACGGACGACAGGAUGAGCGCUGGCUCGUGCAGUAACAGCGAAAACGAAAUGAGCGGAUUGGCUAUGUCAAGAGAUGGGUCGUUAAUAGCCGCGUGGUUCGGUUGUAAGCUUACACUCUGGGACACAUAUCUGUGCACUUUAAGGACGAGUCUGUCUCAUCCCGCUUUGAGGCCGAAAGGCGUCGACGUUAAAUUCGGGAACAACGACGCUGCACAUUACUUGGUGUGCACAACGGAAUCUUGCUUGGCCGUCUGGAGUUUGUUAUCUUUGACCGUUAAAUGGUUAGUUCAAUUGAACCCCAUGGCUCUGUGCAGUGAUUUACUGUCGAACAAAAUGGCCGUUGUUACUUCGAAUAAUGAUAUACACAUAUUUACUCCUCACAGUUCCAAGCCUCUGAUGUCACAGCAACGCGUCUCGGAUCCGAAUUUAGGAGUGUUCAAAAAAUGCGCCUUCGGAGCGUCGACGAAAGACGGUGUUACGUUAUAUUUGCUGAGAAAUGAUGUUGAGGUCUUCAGUUUCGAACCGGAGAAAACAAAAGAGGGACGCCUUGAAUCGAUCCCGCACAGCAACGCGCCCGUCUCCAAGUUCAGUACGCUGCUGGCCGAACAACAACUGUCGGCAGUCCGUAGAGGCGCACCGGUCGACACGCUGGCGUCAGACGUGGACGCUACGAGCAGUGCGGCCAUCUCGAACAUAUCGAUGGCGCCGCCAUAUAUGACACCUCCAGUAAGUCUCCUCUGUACAACAUUUUUACAAGAACUAGCUGGCCAAGAAGAGCCCAAAGAUGACGAAUUCACAGACCUCGAGGAGAAAAUGAACGUAGAUCAGUCUAGCGAUGAAGAAGAUGAUGUAAUAAAAUUAAACGGCCCCUAUGCACCAAGAGCAACCGAACUCUGGACACCGAAUUACGAAGCCGUCAAAGCAAAGAAACUUAACAGAAUACUUGAAGAUCCGUUCAUAGACUUGCACGCGACGAGUUCGUUAUUUGGAAUUUGAUUAUGUGUAUUCAAUUUUAAGUAAAUUUUAAAUAAAUAUUCUGAAUUUGC